CGCCUUCACAGACAGAGAAGGGACCAUCACUGUUGUGUUCUCCAACGCCCCGACAAACCAUCUCUGACGGCCCCGCACCCGGCCCCGCCUCGCCAUGUCUGACCAUCCCAGCGCCGGCCAAGACGAAGGCGGCAUCCCACCCCGUAGGUCUUGGAUGCCUGUCGAAAGAUGAAGAUCCGAUGCGAAGGCAAGGAAGAUCCUCCAUGCCGGAGAUGUCGGAAUUUUCGCCUGGAGUGCACAUUCACCCAGAGCAAGGGUCGGGGGGACGACGACGAGGGCGAGCAAGCUCGGAGACGUAUUGCGUCACUCGAAGGAGAAGUAACCGGUAUCAGUCAUACGGUCACCGGUAUCAACCAGAAGCUCGAAGACCUAGGCGUGUUACUGCAGCGGUUGGCCGGCGGGGCAGUCGGUGGCGGACUGCCCCGGAUGCAUCAGCACAGCAGCCCAGCAAUGCCACACCACGGAGGGCACCUCGGGUAUGGUGGCCCGAUGGACGAAGUGUCCCCCGCACACACGCAUUCGACAACCCACCCCACGCCACCGACGGCUCGGGAUCUGGCAAUUGAUGCCAUUACGGGUCCUAUGUCCAAUUCGCCGUCUCACCACCCCUCGUCGUCCGCCUCACAUCACUACACGCUCGUUGGUCGCUCACCUGCAGCCAUGAAUCCACCAUGGACCGGGAGCGUGCCUCCAGAGGCUGUAUCGCGAGCCAUACCCGGACGCACACACGGGGGAGAGUGGGCCAAUGGGCACCCACCACCCUCCGUACCGGGAACGGACAGCCUGCCAUCGCUGGUCCGCGAGGGAACGAUAUCGGAUGAAGACGACCAUGACCCACUUGAGAGCUCCAUGCAGGAGCCGUUCCGCGAACUGACACGCAAGGAGGAGGAGGCGAGGCUACGCGCCGAAGGCCAUGACCCCGCUGUCAGGCGCAUGAGUCACUCGCGCAACGCCGAGGGAGGUGCGGUGAGGAGCUCGAAGCGCAAACGUCUCAACGAUGAGGACGAUCCCGACUGGGGAACGUCGCCGAUUGUAGAGAAGGGCGACCCGAGAGCCAAUGCCCAGGACCCAGUCACUGCCGGGUUCUGUACCGAGGAGGAGGGCAAGGAGCUAUUCCAAGCAUUCUUCAAGCACGCACACCCGUUCAUCCCAGUGCUCAACCCGCGAGAGGAUACGUGGGAGAACCUGCGCCAACGGUCUCCGUUCAUCGUCACCGUUAUCUUGUCGAUCGCCUUGCGUGCUCGGGACGGGUGCGGACCUCCCUCGGACCUUACCAAGAAGUGUCGCGAUUCAGCAGAGGAUAUGGCUAAGCAGACCCUCUUCUCCCCUAUCGCGACACUCGAGACAGUCCAGGCUUUGACCUUGAUUACGUCCUGGGGUGAGCAUGCUUGGAGGACAUGCUGUCACGCCAUGGCGCUGGCCGUCGAUAUGCGGCUAUACCGCUGUCUGCCAUACCUAUACAAGAUCCGCACGCAGUCUCGUAAGCCGGACGCAAAUCUCGAGAGACAGAUGCCUCUCGUGGCCGGUGCGAGGGUCUGGCUGGCGCUCGUCAAGCAGUCGUACGAAAUGUCGUUCAACCACGCGCAGCCCAUCCAGUUUUCCGGGUCACUGCAAGAGCGUAUCCCAUACGCACGUGAACUUCUCCAGCACCCCUUGUCGACCGUGUACGACAGUCGGUUCCUUGUAUCGAUCGAGCUCUGCGCUGCACGUGAAGAGGCUUUCCGCCCAUGGACUGCAUCUAGCUGUCAAGAUCUGUCCAGUGUAGAUGACGUCCUCCGCAAGGUCAACAAGGGCAUCGACACGUGCUAUGAGUACUGGCUCAACUACUACCACCGUGUGGGUGUGCCGUCCGACCACUUCCUCGUCAAGGAGCUCGGCAGCCAGAAGGCCUAUGGUAUCAUGUUCGCCAACGCCGCAGCAUGGUAUGGCGUGCACUCGAAGAAUGACGCUGUAUUGUUGUCCGCAGAGCGCCGGCAGUGGGUCCAGUCGGCUUUACGUGCGGCGGCCUUCCUCACAUCGUCGAUUGGCAGUGGCAGGCAAGAGAAGGACUCAGAGUUUGGUAACCACAACUUCCAUGUCGCCAUUGUUGCCACUGCACGGUACCUUAUUCGCAUGUGCGAGCUCAUCCCGGACGCGGCGGACCUCAAUCAGGUCAGCUUGGACAUUGACCGACUGUUGUUGAAGCUGCCGUUCUAUCCUGUGGUACCAUUCGCAGAGAGCCUGCGGCGCACGCUCGCCAAGGCUCGUGACCAAGGCGUGCUGCCGUACACGUCGAUAUCAGAGCAGGCCGACGCAGCGGUACGCGGUCUCAGCCCACGCGAUCCCGAGCAACCAUCACCAGCAUCGGUAGGGAGCCUCGACAUCUCGUCACUCCUUCCACCCGGAUUCAACGCCUUCCCAUGGAACGACCCAGCCGUGGCCGGACGGACGCCUGCAAGUGUGCUACCAUCACAGUCGCCCGCCAACCAAUACGGCGCUGAGUUACUGUCUGCCGGGGUCACCUGGCCUGAUGACAUCUCAUUGUCAAACUGGCUGUUACCAGACGAUGUGAACGGCGCUUCGGGGCUGACAGCCAACGAGCAUGACCCAGAAGUUGUUGAGUGGCUGUCGGCGGUGGCGGGGCCGACUGGUUGAUGAUGAGCGCCUCGACGGCUGAUAUUGUAUUCACGGUGUUGUAAAGGCAUGAAAUUCCCCCCAGGAG
Vanrija pseudolonga is the source of this 2701-nucleotide messenger RNA. Its product is annotated as Protein priB. The record is from RefSeq and is a predicted model, not a curated record. Gene Ontology annotation, cellular component: nucleus. The transcript is spliced from 12 exons. Gene Ontology annotation, biological process: regulation of DNA-templated transcription. Gene Ontology annotation, molecular function: zinc ion binding; DNA-binding transcription factor activity, RNA polymerase II-specific; transcription cis-regulatory region binding. NCBI's taxonomy places the organism in Eukaryota, Fungi, Basidiomycota, Tremellomycetes, Trichosporonales, Trichosporonaceae. Bases 169 to 2634 code for a protein of 821 amino acids.